Molecule: messenger RNA, 4628 nt
Organism: Dendrobium catenatum
Lineage: Eukaryota; Viridiplantae; Streptophyta; Magnoliopsida; Asparagales; Orchidaceae
Product: ammonium transporter 3 member 3-like
Biological process (GO): ammonium transmembrane transport
Cellular component (GO): plasma membrane
Molecular function (GO): ammonium channel activity
Source: RefSeq, a predicted model, not a curated record
AUGUCUUCCCCCGACUGGCUAAACAAAGGCAACAAUUCAUGGCAACUCGCCGCUGUCACUCUCGUCGGCCUUCAAAGCGUCGCUGGCCUCGUCAUCAUCUACGGCAGCAUCGUCAAGAAGAAAUGGGCCGUCAACUCCGCAUUCAUGGCUCUCUACGCAUUCGCCGCCGUCGUCCUCUGUUGGUCAAUUUGGGCUUUCCGCCUCUCCUUCGGCAUUCCGCUUCUCCCUUUCUUGGGCCGUCCGGAUGUCGCCGUACUCACUAAUAGCUACAUCACCUCGCCAGGCUUCGCCGGAUUGUAUCCGGCCGUAAUGCUCGUUUACUUUCAAUCGGUGUUCGCGGUGAUAACCCUAAUUUUGAUCGCCGGCGCGUUGCUCGGCCGGAUGAAUUUUAGGGCUUGGAUGCUAUUUGUGCCAUUGUGGCUUACUUUUUCGUACAGUGUUGGAUGUUUUAGCUUAUGGAGUCCGAAUGGGUUUUUGUUGAAGGCGGGGGUGAUGGACUUUGUCGGAGGAUAUGUUAUUCAUCUUUCGUUUGGAAUUGCAGGGCUUACUGCGGCUUAUUGGACGUACGUAGAGCUACGUUCGUCCGACACUGAGAUCAUGCCACGUAGCAAGCACAAACGAGAAAUACCGAGCGCUCCGUACUCCGCCAACAUCGACGCCUCCGUCGCCAUCCUAAACACCCACAUUUGCACCUCCACCAACCUCCUCAUCUGGCUCUACCUCGACAUCUUCUUCUUCGGCAAACCCUCCGUCAUCGGCACCGUUCAGGGCAUGAUCGUCGGCCUCAUCACCGUAACCCCCGCCGCCGGCCUCGUUCAGUCCAGCUCCGCCGUCCUCAUCGUCGUCUUCUCUGGCAGCAUUCCUUGGUUCACUAUGAUGGUUCUGCACAAACGCAUUCGCGUUUUGAAAAAGAUAGACGACACGCUCGCCAUCCACACGCACGACGUCACGGGGGCGCUGGGCGGGCUGUUGACUGGCGACCCGAAGCUCACCAAGUUGUUUUUUGGGGAUGAUCCGAAAUUCAUCGGGCUGGUUUUCGGGUUGAAGGAUGGGCGGGUUUGGGCCGGGUUGAGGCAGAUGGGAAUGCAGGUGGUGGGGAUACUGUUUGUUGGUGCUUGGAAUGUGGUGGUGACGACGGCGAUAUGUGUGGUGAUUAGGAUGGUGGUGGCGCUGAGGCUGAGGGAGGAGGAAUUGGUGGUGGGAGAUGAUGCCAUACAUGGAGAGGAUGCGUAUGCGGUAUGGGGGGAUGGGGAGACAUAUGAGAGGUCUGUUCAUGGGCAUGAGGGGUUUGAUGGGGUUAAGGAUGAGGAGAUGAUGUGAUUGAUUGAUGGAUGGUUGAAUUAUUCCGUGCGGAGUCGGACGGGAAGUUUUCAUUCGGACUGUGAGUGUACAUACUAUGUACAAAAUAAAUAGUGGCAUAUAAUUUGAACCAAAGUAUGUAUGAAAAUUAUACUCAAUGUACACUCAUAUUCUGGAUGGGAACUUUCUAUCUGGAUUUUGCUGGGAAUAAUUUCUUGGGAGAUGGGGAGUAUCUUUAAUGAUUUAUUUUUUAUAUUAUUUCAUUUAUUUUAUGCGUGUAAUUAAAUUUUUUAUAGUUUUGUUUGUGAAGUUUGGAAUUUAUGAUGGUUUAUAAAUGAGUAUGUUAAGUAAAGGAGUGGUUUUUAUAUAUGUCAUAAAACUGUUAUGUAUUUGUAUUUUUUUAUAGGUCUUUGUGUAAUGUCUUGAAAAAUAAUUUUAUAAUUCUGGUAUUUAGAAAAUUAAGGGUAUUAUUUGCAAAAUUUUAUUUUAUUUUACAUUUUUUAUUAUGACUCUUGUAUUAUUGUUCUAAUUUGUCAUUUGUAUUAUGAUUCUUGUAUGAUAUGACGAAGGGAGACAAAGCUCUUACCUUCUUGGCUAAGCCAAGUUACAUCUUUAACAUAAAUAAUCAAACCAUUAAACCUUCACCAAUCAAUCAAUUGUAUUAUCUCAUCACCAUUAAUCCUAAUAAAACCUCACACUCAUGAAUAUUUAUCUUAUACACACUGCCAUUCUAAUUACCAAAAAUACCCCCAUCAUCACAACCUUAAUCAAAACAAGAACAAGCAGAAUCCCAACUAAUUGUGUUCCUAUAUGCAUAAAACCAACCCUAACACCCCCAUUCUUAACCAUAUAAAUCAACUCAAUAUAUUUCAAUUCAACCCCAAUGAGAUACUAAGUCAAAUUAGGGUUGAUGAGCAAAGCCCAACAUGGGGCCCUAGUUGGGUACCACGUUUUGCUCGAACGGGCUCAUCCCACCUACACCCACCCAUGGUGACUUUCUUACUACUUUUUGAAGUAGGUUUAAAAUAAAAAAAAAUUUAAUUUUUGUACUAAAAAUUAUUUUAAAAAGCAACAAAAACUAAUCAAUUGAAACCUGAUGCUAGUCCUCUUUCUGAAUGAGCUGAAAAGAAUUAGGCUGUUGUUCCUUGGAAAUAAUAUAUAGCAACAAGCAUAAAAGGGUGGCUAGCAACAACACUCAUAACACCAACCUGAAAAAGCAAUCGCGAUGAAAUGCACACAAUUGAACGAAUAUCGACGAACUGGCCAGCUCAAUGCGUGGACUAGAGCCGACCAGGCUAAAGUGGGUUGACCCAUAAUCAACUUCGAUUUCUUUUGGGACGGCUUUCUUACUGUUUCUUAAAGCAACUUUCUAGUGCAAAAAUUAAAAUUUUUGUAAUAGAAAACUGCUUUAAGCAGCAGUAAAAAAACUGUCCCAAAAGAAAUCUAAGGCUUCGUUUGAGACUGCUUUCUUACUACUUAAAACAAUUUUUUAAUUAAAAAAUUAAAACUUUUGUACUAGUAGUAGGAAAGCCAUUCCAAACGAAGCCUAAAUAACAGACAGAAACAGAGAUGAAUGCACGCACAAACCUGCAGGAAUCCCCAUUCCAUCAAACAUAUACACUAUCAUUUGGGAAACAUCUAGUAGAUUCUCUGCCAUGUAGGAGCAAUACAAUCAUUGUCAUGCACUAUUGUAUAAUGUGAUAGAUAGGACAUUUGGUAUAUGAAAAGAGAGAUUCCGAGAUGAUUUCCUUAAUGAUUUAGGCUAACAUUAUACUCGCUUGUGUAGUCUUGCACAAUCUCAUUGGACACUACCAUGGGAAUGAUAUGACUUUAAUAUAUCACAAACUGAAAUACAUCAUAAUAGUGAUUUGGGUGAAGUUCAAGUCCAUGACGAAGACCCAAACUUACAUGGAAGAGCUAGAGAGACAAUACAAAGUGACACCUUCAAGCAUUCAAUCGCAACUAGUGAUGCCGUCGCUGGAUCUCCGAUGAACCUGUAUGAAAGAAUUGCAAGCCAAGCAAUGGAACAGGGAAACGGAGCGGUAUGCUCCUGUAUUUCGUAUAUUUGAUAACUGGUAAAAAGUUGUCUAACAAGCUCUAAGCUAUGCUCUCCUAUAUGUAUAUUUUCUAUUGCUGUAGCAAUAAAACAGAAAAUACUAUAAAAGUAAAAGGCAACAUUAAAGCAAACUAUUGGAGCAGAAAUAAGAAAUGGAAUAUGCGGUAGUGGAUGGCGUAUCUGGUAGUUAGUCCCGGUUGUGGUAUGCCGCAGGAGCACUAUACUGCAUCAGUUUGUAUUGUCGAAAGGUACAAACUGGUGGAAACUGAAAUUUUAUUUUAAUCAUAUCAUACGAUGUGCAUCAUACUGUACGAUAUGCAUUAUAUUGUAUGAUAUAUGAUAAUCAUGCUUAAAUUAAUCCUAUGACUAGGAGAAUAAUUAUGGCUAAUUUGUUCGAUCAAAUCGUACAGGACGAUUGGUGACGAUCAUACUGUACGACACGAGCGAUGCAUGGGAUGAUAAUUUAUUGUCGACUAUCGUACAAUAUAAAAUACUAUAAUUUUUCAACUAAUCGUACAGGACGAUCCCUCAAUUUCUAUUGUAUGAACCAAGUGCUGCAAGGGAUAAAGAUUUAUCGUCGCCAAUCGUAUUAGACGAUCAAUACAAACUCUUGAAAUUAAAGUAUAUAACAAUGCAAUUCGUAAUAUCUAAAAUUGCUAUUUUGUACUAAUUAUAUAAGACGGUCGUAAGAUUUUACUAGACAAUCUUAAUCAACAGAUUAAAAUAUAAGGCUUUUUGAGAGUCUCUCUAUUUAAACUCUCACUAAGACUUAUUCAACAAACUUUUUGUUUCUAUGUGUCUUGAGAGGGAGCAUAGAGAAGGAGAUUAAUAGAGCUUUGGGAGAGAAAAAAGGGAAGUGCUUUUUGUGAGGGAUUCACAAGGUUACUCAAAGUAAGGUUCUUGCAUGUAUUCUUCAAGUCUCUAUCUUAAUUCUUUGGUGAUUUCGGGGAUACAUUCUAUGACACUUGGUUGGAAUUCUCUGGCAUCACUUGGAGGGUGAAAAAUGAUUCAAUGUACUCCACCUUCUCCUAAAAAGAGAAAAAGCUUCAAGGUACGCUGCAUUCAUUAAGAGGGUGAAAAAAGAUUUCAGGUUCUCUACCUUCACUAAAAGGGUGAAAAAUGAUUCCAGGUUAUUUGCUUCACUAGGAGGUGAAAGAGUAAGGUCCUCUACCGCAUCGAGUUGGUGGAAGAGAUUUUGUAAGGACUUCUCAGCCUAGCUAUGGGGGCUGAAGGAGAGUCACUAAUUGUUUAGUGCAAUGCUCAGGGGAGGACU